Molecule: messenger RNA, 1943 nt
Organism: Triplophysa rosa
Lineage: Eukaryota; Metazoa; Chordata; Actinopteri; Cypriniformes; Nemacheilidae
Product: lipopolysaccharide-induced tumor necrosis factor-alpha factor homolog
Exons: 9
Coding region: 185-850 (221 amino acids)
Molecular function (GO): zinc ion binding
Source: RefSeq, a predicted model, not a curated record
CCAUCCCCAGGAAGUGUAUAUAUGGUACGGAUUCCAUCUCCUCCCAUUUUGGGCUUCUUUUCGUCCUCUCUUCUACAUUUCACACACACACCCAUUGAUCCUCCUGAAGUCACUGAUUCUUCUGAUCUCCAAAGAGAUACCGCAUCCAACCUCAACCCACACUCAACCAUCACUCCUGUAGACUAUGGAUAAAGGCAUGGAUGAUGAUCUGGAUGAUUUGGAAGAGGUGGUGUAUUUGGAGGAUAUGGAGGACGCUGAAGUCCUGGAGAGUGCCCCACCAUACCCAGGUCAUCCGUUAGAUUAUGGAGGAAAAGACAUGAGCCAGAAUCAACUGGAAAUCCAGGCACCUCCAUAUACUGUAAACGUGGCAUAUACAGCAUCCCCGGAGCCGGGACUCAAAACUGGAGUUCACAAUCCCUACUUUCAAGCAGGUCCAAAUCCUGGAAUGUACCCUCAGGCUGCUAGUCCAAACCCUGGGAUGUACCCUCAGGGUGCCGGUCCAAACCCUGGAAUGUACCCUCAGGUUGCCGGUCCGAACCCUGGGAUGUACCCUCCUGCCAUGGGUCCAAACCCAGGGAUGUACCCUCAACCUAUGACUGUGACAAACUCGAUGGUACUUCCAAGCCUGCGUGAUCAUCCCGGUCAGACCAUGUGCCCUCACUGCAAACACCAAGUGAUCACCAUCACAGAUUACUACUCUGGACUCAUGGCUUGGCUUGCAUGCGGCGGUCUCGCCCUCGUCGGGUGUUGGCCGUGCUGUAUCGCACCGUUCUGGAUGGAUUCUUGUAAAGACGUGGAGCAUCGCUGCCCAAACUGCAACAAGGUCCUGUCGUUCUACAAGCGCCUGUGAUCUGACCUACAGCGCGGCCUGCGUGCCAGUUCCAGACCUUUGGUUUCAACAGGAUCUAAUGGGCAUUACACAGAGAUAUUUCAAAUUAUAUUCAUAUUCGCUGUAAUGAAUAAAAUAAAUCAUAUUUAUAUUAUUAAAUUAAUUAAUUAAACAAUUGUAAAACAGGCAGCAAGUUUACAUCCGUGAAAUUGAUUAUUAAAAUGAUUGAAAUGACACGACAGUCCUAGUUUUAAAUGCAUUACGUGGCAUUUAUUCAUUUAGCAGAUGCUUUUAUCAAAAGGAAAUUACAAACAAAAGAGAGCGUUUAACAUUUUAACAAUGAGUCAACAAAAUGGCGACGAGUCUAGCUGUGAAACUUUAAAUAUAGGCCGCUUUGUGUAUAUGAACUAUUCUAAGAUUGAAACAUCUGACUUUGUCUUAAAAGAUGAACAACCGUUUCAAGCUUCUAUUUAAAGCGGUCUCGUAUAUUGUGCCUUAUGGGAUUAUUGUAAUGUUUAUCGUCUUGUAACUUGAAGGUUAACGAGUAAAUUAACUUGGCUUUUUGGGCAUCCUCAUAAAAGUUUCAUUAUAUCGCUUUUCUGGGCUAGACUAAGUUCAAUUUCGCCUCUUAGCAUCAAUAUAUCAUAAUAAGCCUGUCUUAUGUUAUUAUCUCAAGGUUUACCGUUGUGGUUAUCAUUAAAAUGUAUCAUAUUCUUAUGUAUGGAAGAAAACAAGAUAUAUAGUCAAGCGAGAUUCUUCUAGGUAGACACAAAUGCUGUAGACUUAUUUUCCUCACCUGUAAUUUCGUUGUUAAAAAGUUAAUUCAUUACGUUUAGUUUCUUGUCAUGUAGCAGUUUCUUGCCCAAAUGAGACCUGAGGGCAUUGUAUAAUAAUCUUGAAUUAAAAGUCUAAUGAAGAACAACAUGGUAGUAGAGAGACUAAGUAAAUCUCCAGAGAUUGGAACGAAGCUCUUACAUUUGCACUCUGUGUAUAUAAAAUAGUUGUAAUAAAAUGUAAAUGGUUAAAAUUCUAGUGGAUGUUCAGUUUAUCUAAACCUAUUCUAAGAAUGCUGUAUUCCUGAUUCAAGGGAUAGUUUCACCAAAAAUAAACAAAU